Molecule: messenger RNA, 5829 nt
Organism: Ictalurus furcatus (blue catfish)
Lineage: Eukaryota; Metazoa; Chordata; Actinopteri; Siluriformes; Ictaluridae
Product: zinc finger protein 3 homolog
Exons: 8
Coding region: 1757-3889 (710 amino acids)
Biological process (GO): regulation of transcription by RNA polymerase II
Molecular function (GO): DNA-binding transcription factor activity; RNA polymerase II cis-regulatory region sequence-specific DNA binding
Source: RefSeq, a predicted model, not a curated record
UGAAGGCGUAGUUGAGCGGUCAAUCUUCCUCUAGUGAUUAAAGUUUUCAGACUGCAGAUAUAUACUGACAAGAACAACAUGGGUAUGCACGACAACACACUGCACUUAUUAGCUAACGUUAUGCUAUAAUGAUUUUGCUUGCUUCGCGUAUAUAUGAAAUAAACCCUGAUUUAUUAGCGUCCUGUUAGCUAGCACAAGAAGAAGAGCAGAGAAGUUUGUGUGUAUUUGGCUAGUGUUUAGCGUUCAGAGAUAUUAUUCACACAUGAUAUUGUUUUGACUCUCUAGUAGUUUUGUAGGGGAUUCGUGUGUUUCUGAGGUUUACAAGAACAAAAUCCCCUGAUUCCUGGGUUUGGGCAACUUAUUAAAGCUAGUUAUAGUAACCACACACGGGCAUUUCAUGACUGCUCACUUUGGCAGUGAAAGUUUUGGUGCUGUGAAUUUCAUUUCCUUUAAAAAAAAAAAAAAAAGAAGAAAGAAAUGCCGAUAUUAAAAAUUAUAUGAUUAGCAUAUCCAGAGUUUCAAUUCGGUAAACCUCUAACAUUCCUACUCUGCGUAAAAAACAUGACAUAAGUCAAAGUGAGUUUGCUGGUCUACAUGGUGUUGGGACUGGUCGUAGCCGGUGUUGGGACAAGUCUACAUGGUGUUGGGGCUGGUCGUAGCCGGUGUUGGGACAAGUCUACAUGGUGUUGGGGCUGGUCGUAGCCGGUGUUGGGGCUGGUCUACAUGGUGUAGGGGCUGGUUGUAGCCGGUGUUGGGGCUGGUCGUAGCCGGUGUUGGGACUGGUCAUAGCCGGUGUUGGGACUAGUCUACAUGGUGUAGGGGCUGGUCGUAGCCGGUGUAGGGGCUGGUCUACAUGGUGUUGGGGCUGGUUGUAGCCGGUGUUGGGGCUGGUCGUAGCCGGUGUUGGGGCUGGUCUACAUGGUAUUGGGGCUGGUCGUAGCUGGUGUAGGGGCUGGUCAUAGCCGGUGUUAGGACUAGUCUACAUGGUGUUGGGGCUGGUCGUAGCCGGUGUUGGAGCUGGUCUACAUGGUGUUGGGGCUGGUCUACAUGGUGUUGGGGCUGGUCGUAGCCGGUGUUGGGGCUGGUCGUAGCCGGUGUUGGGGCUGGUCGUAGCCGGUGUAGGGGCUGGUCGUAGCUGGUGUUAGGACUAGUCUACAUGGUGUUGGAGCUGGUCUACAUGGUGUUGGGGCUGGUCGUAGCCGGUGUUGGGGCUGGUCGUAGCCGGUGUAGGGGCUGGUCGUAGCUGGUGUUAGGACUAGUCUACAUGGUGUUGGAGCUGGUCUACAUGGUGUUGGGGCUGGUCGUAGCCGGUGUUGGGGCUGGUCAUAGCCGGUGUUGGGGUGGGUGUAGUUGGUUGGCCAAUUUGCCUCUUAGAAGGGUGAAACUGGUCGACUUGUCUAGCUAGAACCAGUCUGACCCACAGGGAUGGUCAAGCUGACUGGCUAGAACCAGCUUGUAAAUGUCCAAAACCUUCCUAAAACCGCACAAACCGGGCUGGUCUAAACCCAGCUCACUGGCUCAGCAGAGUAAUCACCAAUUUAGUAUUCACAUUUCUUGUGAGACAUUUUUAUAUUAUUCUUAACAUUCAGUUCAUAAAAUUUUACAUCUCACUUUAUUUGUUGAUCUCAUUUAGGCUAUAAACACUCUUGAAGCAGUUAUCGUUUUGCAUUCUGGUGUGGCAUUAUCCCUUCACAAACCAGUAUUUUUUUAGUAGGUCUUAUGAUUUAACUUUUAAAGCCAGUAGUUUGCAGUGUAAAUGUGUGUUGUAGGCUCUCUCCCUCUGUGCUCUGUGCGGCUGCUGGUGCCUCCUUUGCGCCUCAUGUCCGCCUUCAUGUGGCGAGUCGUCCAGCAGCAGAACCUGGAGUAUUUUGACAAGCUCGAAGAGUACAUCCUCCUCAUAACAAGGAUGGUUCCUGAGAUUCUGAGCGAAAGACAGAAGAAUGUGCUCAUUAUGGGUCUGAGAGCAAAGAUGAUUCUUGAAAUGUGCAAAGAUGAGUUACCAACUGAUCUAAAGACCGUCAGGGCACGUCUUCACACAGUCGAGUCUUUCAGUAUGUCCAAGAGCACUGGUUCAGAGGUGGAGAUGUUACAGGCCAGAUUGUUAAAGCUCGUCGUAAGCCUUCUUGAGGACCCACUUAAAAAGGAGCAUUUCUUUCAGGAGGUGUUUCCACAUGAGUACGGUCCUGAAUUUGACAAAGCACUGCAGGUCCUAGUUGGCCAUUUUCUCUCCAGAUUGGAACAGCUCCUGCCAGUACCCAACUUCAAACAGGCUGCCCAAUGGCUAGAUACUGAACCCACAGGCUGGGGGGAUUUGGUACAGAUGAACUGUGAUCUGACCGACUUGCUUCCUCUGCUACAAAGUGACUAUCAUAAAAACUUGGAGAGAAAUGGACUCCCUUCUAUUGUGGAGGAAAGAAUCAUCUCGUCUUUGUCUUUCACUUCUUUGACCGAUGAGGUCAUCCCAAGUGAGAGCAAGUCUGAUGAUCGAUCUGAACCGUUCAUCAACGUUAAUGAAACCAGAGAGGAAGAGAUGAAUACUUCUCAAAUGGAAAGUGAGGAUGAACCAUCAACAAACGUUGAAGGGUCUGAGCCAAGCACAGUGAUCACUGAUCUAGGAAAUGAUGGAGGUGGAGGAGGUGCUGAGGAAUUACCCACUGGAUCGGAGGGUAACAGUGGACAGGUAGUUAAAGUGAUUGUUCCAAAGCAUCUGUUACCUGCAAUUAAACAGAUCAGCCUGCCGUCUGUUUUACUCUCGCGCUGUACGAGCAGUGAACCAGUUCCACUUAAAGUUGUUCCUGAUUCAGAUACAUCGUCCCCCAUGAAUUCGAGUGUUUCAGAAAAUACCAGAACCUUGCAGAGGAGGCGGCCGAGAGCCACCAAGGAACAGAGUGCUAGUACAGGCAGCUACAAAUGUGUGCCCUGUAAAAUGAGCUUUAAAACACCUUUCCAGGCUUCUGUGCACCAGAAUAAAAGGCACAGGAAGUUAAUUUAUUCCUGCCCCAAUUGUGAAAAGACUUUUGAGUCUAUGAAGGCUUGGACGAAACACCGCACAGAACACAAAGAAGAAAAGCCACAACGGUGUACUGAUUGCGGGGAAGAAUGUGCGAACCUGCAAGCUCUAGUGGCUCAUUCCAAAAUCCAUAACCACAUGAUGAGCGAGAGCUUGCCGACUUCUGAGAAAGCAGAGCCUCCUCCGAAACCAGUGCCAGGAGAGUGUAAGUUUUGUGGCGAGACGUUUACUCCAAUAGAGCUGAGAAACCACUUAAAAACCCAUCCGGAGUUCCGACCUCACCAGUGCGACCACUGCGGGAGAUGUUUCGCCAACCUGGGCAACUUGUUAGCUCACAUUUCGAACCACACAGGAGAAAAGCCUCACGUCUGCUUAAACUGCGGCAAGAAGUUCUUCAGCAAGUCGCAGCUUAACUCCCACAUGAAGUUUCAUUCGAAAGAGCGGCCAUACUGCUGCUCUUACUGUGGGAAGUGCUUCCACACUGCUGGGAACCUUAACAUCCACACAAGGAUACACACUGGAGAGAAACCAUACGCGUGCUUGGAGUGCGGGAAGGCCUUCAACUCGGCCGGGUGUCUGCAGGUUCACCGCCGCUGCCACACCGGAGAGAAACCUUAUCAAUGCGAAGUGUGUGGAAGAGGAUUCAUCGUGUCGAGUCAUCGCACGAUACACAUGAGGUCACACACAGGGGUGCGACCUUUCACAUGCGAAAUAUGCGGCAAGACCUUUGCGAGGCGGAACUGCUGGAGCCAACAUUUGUACAGUCACACAGACUUGAAACCAUUUCCUUGCCCCGUCUGCUCAAAGAGCUUUGUACGCCGUAGCCAUUUGAAGAGACACAUGCAGAGCCACAGUGGUGACCAAAGCAUUGCUGUUUAGAACGAUCUCGAAAAGGUCUACAAAAUGCUGUAUAAUUAAUAGCUGUGGAGCCUGUAGGCUCCAGAUUUAUUGUAGAGUUGUUACCAUGAUAAAACUGCUUUAUAGCAAUAAAUCCUGCUUCUUAUUUAUAAUGGCCUCGCCUCACACUUGUGUUAUUUUGGUUAGGGGAAAAAUCAGUGGUGUUUAACUGCAUCAAGCUCUUCUGUGUGAUGGCGGAGGUCCCAGAGGUAUGUCUACUUUUUUUAGACCCCUAUUGAGUCAGAUAUUCUACAUAUAUUUGAAGAAUAUAAUGCUUUACUAUUCUGCCAAUCCUGUCAACAGCAGCAACCCUGUCAAAUAAUCCUAAGUUUUCUGUGCGAUCGAAGUCCAAUGAUUUUUACAGUCAGUCAAAGUGUUCCAUCACGUUCCGUUAUGUUGUCAGAGAAGUCGCACACAGAUCUGGCCCUAAGCAACCUACAGUUGUUAUCCUGGAACACGAGAGUGCCAGGAUUGUGUUCUCGAAGUGUUAUUCUAAGCUGGGCUUACACUGUGCAAUUUUUGUCCCGAUUUAGAUGUUGCACACUAAAAAUUGCACACUGUAAAAGAAUUCUUUUGGCCAGCGAUGGAUGGAGGAAGAUGGCAUGGGAAAACCUGAAACUCAUGGAGUAUCUACAAAUCCGGUAGUGGCAAUUGUGCACAAGCUAGAUUGAUGAUGUAAGCUGAACAUACAGUAUUCUCCACUAAUAUUGGCACCCUUGAUAAAUUUGAGCAAAGAAGGCUGUGACAAAUUGUCUUCAUUGUUCAAAAAAAAUUCACAAAAAUACUCUGCUGUUAUGGAUAUUAAGGUUAUAAUGCCUCUUAUAAUGCCUGAUGCCUCUUAUAACGCCUCAUGAGGUUGGAGAAUACAUGGCAAGGGAUCUGAGACCAUUCCUCCAUACAGAAUCUCUCCAGAUCCUUCACAUUUUGAUGUCCACACUGGGGGACUCUCCUCUUCAGUUCACCCCACAGGUUUUCUAUGGGUUUCAAGUCAGGGGACUGGGAUGUCCAUGGCAGGACCCUGAUUUUGUGGUCAGUGAACCAUUUUUGUGUUGAUUUUGAUGUAUGUUUUGGGUCAUUGUCCUGCUGGAAGAUCCAACCAAGGCCCAUUUUAAGCUUUCUGGCAGAGGCAGUCAGGUUUUCAUUUAAUAUUUGUUAAUAUUAGAUCUGUUGAGUGUGUAAUGCCAUGUAUCCUAAAAAAUUUUUUACAGGUCCUCUGUCAGAAAAACAGCCCCAAAACAUUAGAGCCACCACCAUAUUUAACCAUGGGCAUGAGGUACUUUUCCCCAUAUGGCUACCUCUCUGUGUGCACCAAAACCAUGUCUGGCAUUUAUUGCCAAAAAGCUCUAUUUUGGUUUCAAGUUCUAGUAGUGUCUGGCAAACUGAAGACGCUUGAGUUUGUUUGUGGAUGAGAGUAGAGCCUUUUUUUUUCUUGAAACCCUUCCAAAUAACUUGUGGUGAUGUAGGUGACUUCAGAUUGUAGUUUUGGAGACUUUCUGACCCCAAGAUGCAACUAACUUCUGCAAUUCUCCAGUUGUGAUCCCUGGAGAUUUUUUGGCCACUCGAACCAUCCUCUUCACAGUGCGUUGAGACAAUAUAGACACACAUCCAAUUCCAGGUUGAUUCAUAACAUUUCCAGUUGACUGGAACUUCUUAGUUAUUGCCCUGAUUGUGGAAAUGGGCAUUUUCAAUGCUUGUGCUAUUUUCUUAUAGCUACUUCCCAUUUUGUGAAGCUCGACAACCUUUUGCUGCACAUCACAGCUAUAUUCCUUGGCCUGAACCAUUGUUAAGAAUGACUAAGGGAAUUUGUCUUAUGUGUUACAUCAUAUUUAUACCCCUGUGAAACAGGAAGUCAUGGUUGAACAAUUUCCUGUUCCUAGUCACCCAGGUGUACUAAAAAUGUUUUUAAAUAUCAGUGGGAAUUU